GCUAUAUUUACUCACGAUAAUCCUAUUUUCUGGGUAUCUUUCUCAGUCAGAGGAAAAAUUAGGCCAACGUUGUUAGCUUAUUUCUUAUGGAUGAUAACUCUGUUAUUAAUUAUUUUUCUCCUUCUGCUUCUCAAUAAACCAGGCAAAUAUGGAUAAUAAUACUAAUCUAAAUAAGCUGUUUAUCUUCUCAUCCUUCAUGCUGUUGAGCUUUGCACAGGGCACGCUAUCACAGCUUCAUAGCUCAGCCCCAUUGCCCUCCCCUCGAACGCACCCAUUUGAGAAUGAACUUCCAAUAAGCCAUAUCUCAGCACCUAUUCCCUCUGCAGAAAUUCCAUCAAAAACGACAUUUUCCAUGCGUCGUUUAUUGACAAGAAUGCUAAAGGAAUUCCGGAGUAGCAAUCAUCAGGCUCGGUUGUUGAAAUCUAAUUUUGUACCUGCAUCUUCAAAAUCCAAAACCAACAAUCCUAACCUCAAGAAAAUAUGUGACCAAACUGAUUAUGCUUCUCUUUGCCUCUCUUCAAUCACCCCUUACUUCAAUGGCAAGACUGAUACCGUUUCUGUGCUUCAAAUGGCAAUAAAUGCUACAGUUCAACAAACAAAGUUGGCCAUUUCCGCUGCUGAAAAAUUGGCUACUGCAUCUAACACUCCUGAUGAAACGGCCUCUACCCUUAGUGAUUGUAAGCAAAAUUAUGAGGAUGCUUUGGAUGAUUUACAGAGUGCACAGGAUGCGAUCCCAGAGAAUGAUAUUGGAACAAUUAAUACCAUGCUUAGUGCUGCAAUAACGGAGUAUGGGACAUGCAACGAUGAGUUUAGUGGACCUAAUCCAAUGGCUAACUACGGAGAUAAACUUACCAAAAUGAAUAGCAAUUGCCUUGUCAUUGCUUCUUUAUUAAAAUGAUUUAGAUUUCUUUUAUUAUUCUCAGCACAUUCUAUGUUAGUACUAUUUAGUUCGUCAGUCUGCAAAUUUUUUGUUAUUAAGGGAAGAAAAGAAAAAAAAAAAUCUGCUAAUGUUUUAUUAUACUUUUCGAUUGUUUAAUGUUGGGAUCAUUUCUUAUAUGUAUAUGAUUAAAUUCCCUAUCAAAUUUAUUGGCCUUCAGUUUUAUAUGA
This is a messenger RNA of Hevea brasiliensis (rubber tree), 1107 nucleotides long. Its product is annotated as pectinesterase inhibitor-like. The transcript has a single exon. The coding region runs from base 149 to 898 and encodes 249 amino acids. Lineage: Eukaryota; Viridiplantae; Streptophyta; Magnoliopsida; Malpighiales; Euphorbiaceae. Gene Ontology annotation, molecular function: enzyme inhibitor activity. The record is from RefSeq and is a predicted model, not a curated record.